Messenger RNA from Daphnia magna, 1606 nucleotides. RefSeq lists its product as uncharacterized. The coding region runs from base 722 to 1408 and encodes 228 amino acids. Lineage: Eukaryota; Metazoa; Arthropoda; Branchiopoda; Diplostraca; Daphniidae. The record is from RefSeq and is a predicted model, not a curated record. Gene Ontology annotation, molecular function: protein dimerization activity. The transcript is spliced from 3 exons.
UCAAGAUGCAGUGCCUGUUUGGCUGUACGCCGUGUGAUUGGGUCUCACACCUUUGAUGUCAUAGCAAAAUUAAUUGACAGCAUUCAUAAAGAAUUUGGCAUUUCUUCUAAAGUCAAUUGCAAAAUUACCGACAAUGGCAGUAACUUCUUGAAAGCUUUUAACGUCUUUGUACCCAACACAGCAACAUCAGAACCAGAAGAUGAAGAUGAAGAAGAUCUUGAAGACGACGACGAUUUUGAUUUUAUAGACAUUGGAGAGAUUUUUGAUCGUCAUUCACAGGAGUGUGCAGAUAAGGAAGCCACCACUUCAGAAGAAUCUGACGACGACAACAUCAAUGUGGCUGUUACCGAAAAAGAACGAAUCAAACUCCCGCGACACAUGAGAUGCUCCUGUCACCUUGAACUUAAUCGCGACUACUGACGUUAGCAAUAUCUCCAACGCUGCUUUCAAAAAGUUAAAGAGGCGCAUUGAAGCGAAACUUCAAGCAAUAUGUAACAAGCAAGCACGCAGCUCUUUGGCGUCGGAUUACAUCAAGAGUAAACUCGGUGUCCUUUUCGUCCUCUACAAUGUCACUAGGUGGAACUCGUUCUUCGACAAAGUUGAGUGCGUAACAAAGCUGAUAGGGUCGAAAAAUGAGGAGCUUGCAGAAGUUUUCCAUCACUUUAACAUUGCGCCUUUAACUAAAACUGAAGAAGAAUUUCUGAUUGAGUACGUUAGGAUUAUGGAGCCUUUCACACAGGCGCUAGAUGUUCUCCAAAACGAGGGAAAAAUGUCGAUUGGCUGUGUAUUUCCUACAAUAAGAUUGCUUCAAGAGACUAUGACGGAAUUUUCGAAGGACAUUUCAAUCGUUCACUGCCAACCACUGGUUUCUGCCGUUUUGCUUGGACUGGAAAAGAGAUUUGGACUAAUGUUUCACAACAAUCACCUUCGACUGGCAUCGAUUUCAGACCCAAAUUUUAAAACAAUUUGGGCCGACGAAGAAGAAAAAGCGCAGCUGAUCACUCUACUAAAAUCUGUGGUACGACGACACCAGAGCACUGACAGCACGCCUGACCAAGGGAAUGCAAACAUCCCUUCGCCAGCAAAAAAAACCCGCUUUCUUGACGGAUUCAAAAAGAAAAGGACAUCGAUUGAAUCCGAUGAAGUUGACAGCUACCUAAGUGAGGGGACAGGAGAAUUAAGCUCGUUAGAUCGAUUCCCAACCAUCAAGAAAAUUUUCCUGGAAUAUAACAGUGCCUUAGCUUCGUCGGCCGCCUGUGAGCGGGUUUUCAGUUGUGCAGGAUUAAUUUUCACGGCGAAACGGACUAAUUUGACAGAUGGGAACUUCGAAGCCUUAGUUUUUCUAAAAUUAAAUGGUGAUUGCUGCCGCUUAUGGGCAAAUAAUCCUUCUAAAACUUCCAAGAAGUAAUUUUUUGUAUUUGGUUGCUUACAUUCUUAUUGUAACAUUCAUCAAAAUACAUUGCUGAAUUGUUGAGGAGAGAAAAAAGCAAGCUUAGAUUUUUAAUUAUUUUUUGAUCGAAAAACUGAUCGAUUGAACGAUCGAUCGAUCAAUUUCAUUUGGUGAUCGAUUGAACGAUCGAUCGAUCAAUUUUUGAGGCUGAUCGUG